AUGUCUAACCAACAACAUGAUACAGUUCAGUCCGCCCCCCAGAGAACACCUACGUGUGUAAUCAAUCCGGCGAUAGACUUUCCAGACGAAGCUGAAAAAUUCCUAAUGACGGUCUAUAAGCAUUCAACGAAAAACAAACAUUCAACGGGUAAUGUUCAACUGGUCGCUGCUGAACUUGCACCCCUCUUUGGUUUUGGCCCUGAUUCAACCCAAGAUGUCUUAGCCAGAGCCAGGGCAUAUUAUAUCUUCAUAAGCCCUGAAAUAAAAAAACCACGCGAUGAAUUCGUCCUAGGUUACACCCGCAGCCGAUGGGGAAUUCCACUUCCCAAAUUCGCUCCCACACUAGCUCUCGUUAAGCAGCACAGGGAUGAAAUCGCAUGGCGGAACUUCGCACUAAGCCCGGUCGACAAAGACAGCCCUGCAGAAGAGCACUACGCACGAUUCAUAAUCCUCAUGUUAAAACAGCUAGAGGCACCUUACCCCGCAAGAACCGCCAUGCUAAAUUGGUUGAGAAAUCAUCGAUAUGACAGAGAAGAGACGUGGACAGAAGACGUCUGUUGGAUUUAUUUUCACACCCUCAUGUUCCUGCAGCUUAAGGCGAUGGAAAUAUGCAAGAAAAAAGCAACGUUCAAAGACCGCGCACGUCACCGCAUUAGCCAACUCGCAACGCCUGAUUCUUUUUGCGGCCUCUUAUGCACAUUGUCACGGAAGGGUCUCGAUGGGGUGGAGAAGGAGUCUUGA
Messenger RNA from Xylaria bambusicola, 741 nucleotides. RefSeq lists its product as uncharacterized. The transcript has a single exon. Bases 1 to 741 code for a protein of 246 amino acids. The record is from RefSeq and is a predicted model, not a curated record. Lineage: Eukaryota; Fungi; Ascomycota; Sordariomycetes; Xylariales; Xylariaceae.